GUGAUGUUUCAAAAUGGCGUCUGAAAAUGAAGAAGUUGACGGUGCAGCUAUUUUAGCCAAAUCGUUGAAAUCUCAGGGAGUUGAGUAUAUGUUUGGUAUAGUAGGGGUACCAGUUAUUGAGGUGGCAGUAGCAGCACAGGCUGAAGGUAUAAAAUAUGUUGGUAUGAGGAAUGAACAAGCUGCAUCAUAUGCAGCAUCAGCUAUUGGUUAUAUGACUGGAAGGCCAGCAGUAUGUCUAGUAGUUUCAGGACCUGGUUUAGUUCAUGCUUUUGCUGGAAUGUCAAAUGCCAUGGAAAAUUGCUGGCCACUGAUAGUUGUAGGGGGAUCUUGUGAUUCCAAUCAAGAGGGUAUGGGAGGCUUCCAAGAGUACCCACAAGUUUUCACUGCAAAACCAUUCUGCAAGUAUUCAGCUAGACCCAGCAGUGUAGACAGAAUUCCUUUCUUUGUGGAAAAGGCAGUAAGACAGAGUAUAUAUGGUAGACCAGGAUGCUGUUAUAUAGAUUUACCUGGUGACAUGAUAACAGAUAAAAUACCAUUAUCACAUGUCAGUUCGGUAAAAAGGUGCCCAGAUGCUCCAGUUAUGUUAGCAGAUCCUUCCUCAAUCAAGAAGACCAUAGAUUUACUAUCCAACAGUUCUAGACCUCUAGUCAUUGUAGGAAAAGGUGCAGCAUAUGGAAGAGCAGAAAGAGCUGUUAGAGAAUUUAUAACAUCCUGGAAUCUACCAUUUUUACCGACUCCAAUGGGUAAAGGAGUUUUACCAGAUGAUCAUCCACUAUGUGUUUCUUCUACCAGGUCCAAAGCUCUACAAGAAGCAGACGUGAUAAUACUGCUUGGAGCAAGAUUGAACUGGAUCCUACACUUUGGUUUACCUCCGAGAUUUCACAAAGAUAUCCAAAUUGUCCAGGUAGAUAUUUGUGUAGAAGAGCUAGGUAAUAAUGUAUAUAAAUGGUUAGGAUUAGUUGGUAAUAUAUCACAUGUUGUACAUCAGGUAAGUGUUAAAAUGAUAUUUUUAGAUGGUUAUAUCCUCUCUUGGUGGAAAUUCUUAAAAAAUAAAAUGAAAACAAACCAAAAUACAUUUCAGAAAAUGAUCAGUGAUAAGAGCAGUCCGUUAAAUUAUUAUGCUGUUUUAAAUGAAAUAAACAAUAUGAUACCAGAUAACAGUAUUAUUAUUAAUGAAGGAGCUAAUACAAUGGAUAUAGGACGUGUCAUGUUGUUAAAUCAUUUACCCAGACAUAGACUUGAUGCUGGGACAUUCGGAACUAUGGGUGUAGGAUUAGGGUUCACAGUGGCUGCUGCCAUCUGGUGUCGAGAUCAUGCUCCCAAUAAAAGAGUGGUCUGUGUCCAAGGAGAUAGUGCUUUUGGCUUUUCAGGAAUGGAAAUUGAAACAUUACAAAGAUAUAACCUACCAAUUAUUCUAAUCAUCCUCAAUAACAAUGGUAUAUCAUUUGGUAUUGAUGAAGAGUCUUGGUCGAGUCUCGAGUCAGCAGGUGAUUUAACUUUAAUGACACCACCAACUUCAUUGAAACCCAAUACACCAUAUGAAAAAAUGAUGGCAGGCUUUGGUGGGCGGGGCUAUGCUGUACAGACCAUACACAGUUUACAGCAUAGUUUAAAAGAUGCAUUGAAUCAUACCAACCAAUCAUCAUUAAUUACUGUAGCUAUCAAUCCAUUAGCACAACGUAAACCUCAGGACUUCUUUUGGUUAACCAAGUCAAAAAUGUAAUUUGAGAAACAAAUAUAAUAAAGAAAGGUGGCAUUACAGCUAGAUUCCAUUUUCAGCAAGAUUUUCAAGUGACAAAGUGAUAUGAGCAAAUCAUACCAUAUUGAACUUUGUUGUAGUGCUAAUCAAAUAUAAAUGUGUGACUUAAUCCAAGGUGAUAUGUGAUAACAAAAUUACUUGUGGUAAUUAAUUAUAAAGUGACAUGAUCAAAUAAUCUGUGAUUUAUAUGAGUCAGGUAUCACAAAUGUCUUGGCUUAAAAUUUCAUCAAAUGCCUAGACACUUUUCUUACUUACAAGGGGAAACUUGGAAAGGACACAUCUCUCUCACAACAUAGCCCUACUCUCAUGCUAUUUUUAAGGGAUAUCUUAAUUACAAUGCCUCUGGUCUACAUUAUUUAAGGGUUAAAGGGGCAGACUCUCCAUUUGUUUCACAGGUCGAAAAUUUGUGCCAUCAAAUCCAUAAUUUGCCAUAAUAAAUUGAAAGUUAAAAUGA
Molecule: messenger RNA, 2213 nt
Organism: Lottia gigantea (owl limpet)
Lineage: Eukaryota; Metazoa; Mollusca; Gastropoda; Lottiidae
Exons: 17
Coding region: 14-1723 (569 amino acids)
Biological process (GO): fatty acid alpha-oxidation
Cellular component (GO): peroxisome
Molecular function (GO): catalytic activity; thiamine pyrophosphate binding; magnesium ion binding
Source: RefSeq, a predicted model, not a curated record